Molecule: messenger RNA, 435 nt
Organism: Callithrix jacchus (white-tufted-ear marmoset)
Lineage: Eukaryota; Metazoa; Chordata; Mammalia; Primates; Cebidae
Source: RefSeq, a predicted model, not a curated record
AUGAAAACAGUCUACUACUCUAUAACAGAGACACUGCAAAAUCUGCUGGCUCUUUGUCAGAUUGGGCAGAGGACCAUAAACACUGCUUCCCACAGGCAUUUUAAAAAUAAAUUUCCAGAGAAACAAAAGCUGUUCCAGGGGGAUGAUGGAAUCCCAGUUUAUCUAAAGAGUGGGGUAGCUGAUGUCCUCCUGUAUAGAGCCACCAUGAUUCUUUCAGUUGGUAGAACAGCAUGUGCCAUAUAUCAGCUGGCUAUGGCUUCAUUUCCCCAAGAAGCAGCAUUGACUUCAAUCAUUCCAGCAAUCACUUGGUUCAGUUUCAUUCAGCUCUCUAUGGCCCAAUAACCUGAUAAAUAACUGAGCUCUUCUUUGAGGAUUAAUAUUUAUUGACUUGUACUAAGUGUCACCAAUAAAGCAGUCUUUACCAUGAAAAAAAAA